Parasteatoda tepidariorum (common house spider) is the source of this 971-nucleotide messenger RNA. RefSeq lists its product as uncharacterized. Lineage: Eukaryota; Metazoa; Arthropoda; Arachnida; Araneae; Theridiidae. The record is from RefSeq and is a predicted model, not a curated record.
UUUGGCAACGUUCACUUAUUUUAAUGUUUAUGAUUCGCUGAGAAAAGUGAUUUUUGUGUUUCUGAAAUUCAGAUGUUUGCAAAAACGCUUAAAAGUGUGCUGAAAAUGGAUAAAAUGAUAACUUAGAAAAAAACUCCAUAGAUCUUAUGCCAAUGUUCCUACGUAUCCUACCCCCAACGUUUUAAGUCUAUAGUUAUAAAUGCCUAGAGAGAGAAAAACUGCUGCAAAAUUCAAAGGGGAUCCUGAUGGCCCCGGGGAAAUAAAAUUCCCUGGUCAGCCAGAGAGUCCAUCAACAAAAAAGCGAAGAACUGGGGGUACUCCAAACCAGAUCAGUCCAGCGCAACCAGAUUUUAUUCCACCACCACCAUUAACUGGUUUUGGGGAAACAAUUGUUGCAAGCAACCCUUUUGAUGACACCGUACCAGCAGCAACUACCACUUCAGUUCCCAAUAUGCCUAUGCCUAAUAUGACGCACAUGUCUGGCCCACCGAUGCACACCAAACCUGUUCCAAUGUCAUCUGGCAAGGUUUAUCCACCUGAUCAGCCGAUGAUUUUUAACCCACAAAAUCCAAAUGCCCCACCUAUUUACCCCUGCGGUAUAUGUCACAAAGAAGUGCAUGACAAUGACCAAGGUAUUCUGUGCGAGAGUGGCUGCAAUUUCUGGUUCCACAGGGUCUGCACAGGCCUCUCUGACAUUGCGUUCCACCUUUUAUCUGCAGAAGUGUACGCUGAAUGGGUGUGCGAUAAGUGCCUAUCAUCAAAAAAUAUCCCCCUUGUUAAGUUUAAACCAUAAAAGUGCCUUUUUUGUUGUUGCUCUCUGAGUUGUGUUAUGUAUAGUGUGUUGACAAAUCAUUCAUAAGAAAGUGGUUUUUAUGUCUGUUAAAGAUGAUAUGUAGAAUAGGUUUUAUGAAACUAAUACUAGUUAAUGUCAUCUCUUGCUCAUUUUCCCAAUAAAUUAUUUUAGUACCAUA